AUGUUUGGCAUUCGCUCAUUCGUCCGCCAGACGCCUAGGUGGACGCAGCUCCGCGCUGUGUCGACGCUCGAGGGCCAUUCUCAUAUCUACGUAUUCCCCAAAAACGGCACCAACAUCCUCUCCCUUCUCCCCUCCGAACCCACCAACCCGGACCUCGCCCUCGGCGUAACCUCCAAGCUGCCCCCCACACCCGAUUCCUUCAAAGAGAACCCGAAAUUCCUCAGCAUCCUGCAAGAAGUGAUCGCGGAGCAUGGAUACAAAGACCCAGAAGCUGUUUCCCAGGCCCAGGUGAUGGUCUCAACGGCAGGCGCGAACCUAAUGUCUGGGGGAGUGCUGAUGGGUGGCGCACGUUCGAGGAGACGGCGCGGCGAAGUCGGUGACUCCAGUGGCGGAGCUAGCGGUCAAGGGGGUGCUGGUUCGGCGGGGAGGGGAGGCUGGAUUCAUUUGUCGGAUGGUAGACGGCCGCCGGAGUAUGGGAGGAUUGCUUGGCCUGAGGAUAUCUUUGGGAGUCUGGAGGUGGAUGCUGAUGGGAAGUUUGUGGGAGGGAAUGGUAAUUAUCAGGCGAGUGGUAUGUUGUGUGAUUGA
Messenger RNA from Aspergillus luchuensis, 585 nucleotides. RefSeq lists its product as uncharacterized. Lineage: Eukaryota; Fungi; Ascomycota; Eurotiomycetes; Eurotiales; Aspergillaceae. The coding region runs from base 1 to 585 and encodes 194 amino acids. The transcript has 3 exons. The record is from RefSeq and is a predicted model, not a curated record.